This is a messenger RNA of Eremothecium sinecaudum, 357 nucleotides long. It is a transcript of the gene VMA7, whose product is annotated as H(+)-transporting V1 sector ATPase subunit F. Lineage: Eukaryota; Fungi; Ascomycota; Saccharomycetes; Saccharomycetales; Saccharomycetaceae. Gene Ontology annotation, molecular function: proton-transporting ATPase activity, rotational mechanism. The coding region runs from base 1 to 357 and encodes 118 amino acids. The record is from RefSeq and is a predicted model, not a curated record. Gene Ontology annotation, biological process: proton transmembrane transport. Gene Ontology annotation, cellular component: proton-transporting V-type ATPase, V1 domain; fungal-type vacuole membrane. The transcript has a single exon.
AUGACAGAAAAGCGUAAUUUAAUUGCUGUUAUUGCAGACGAGGAUAGUAUUACCGGUUUGUUAUUAGCAGGUAUUGGACAAGUAACACCGUCAACACAAGAGAAGAACUUCUUUGUAUAUAACGAAGGUGUAACUACUAGGGAACAAAUUAGUGAAGCAUUUGAGAAGUUUACGAAGGUUAGAGACGAUAUUGCAAUUGUGUUGAUUAAUCAACACGUAGCAGAUGAAAUUCGAGUACAAAUUGAUAACUACGCAGAACCAUUUCCUGCUAUCCUAGAAAUACCAUCUAAAGACCACCCAUACGAUCCUGAGAAGGAUACAGUCCUGAGAAGGGUUAAACGAUUAUUUGGUGAAUAA